Lytechinus pictus (painted urchin) is the source of this 3417-nucleotide messenger RNA. RefSeq names its product acidic leucine-rich nuclear phosphoprotein 32 family member B-like. Gene Ontology annotation, cellular component: nucleus. The transcript has 8 exons. NCBI's taxonomy places the organism in Eukaryota, Metazoa, Echinodermata, Echinoidea, Temnopleuroida, Toxopneustidae. Bases 392 to 1327 code for a protein of 311 amino acids. The record is from RefSeq and is a predicted model, not a curated record. Gene Ontology annotation, biological process: regulation of apoptotic process. Gene Ontology annotation, molecular function: histone binding.
AGCUUUAAAUUACCGUGCUUACGCCUUCUCUACACAGAAAUACAUGUUGGCCUAUAUGCUACACGUCUAUUGCACGUCUAUUGUAAACUGUUGUACAGUCAAUGACGAAAUAUACACAUCGCCGUACCGUGUGUACGAAAAGCAUGCAAUUCCAAUCGACCAAUGCGCGGCAGUUACCUAGCCCGAAUCAAGGAGUUGCUAGCUCCAGCCAGCUAGUGCAGUGAGAUAACACAUACAGCGCGUGUAUAUACGUUGGACGCAGUGUAUGAUCGAGGUACCGUACCCCCGCGACCGGCUAACUUAGCUCUACAAAUUUUACUACUGCUCAGCUCGAACUAGCGAUAGCGCACCCGCCGACAAUCGGAAAGUGCAGGGAGUAGUUUUGAGGAGCAUGACAACAGCACCCACGAUGGAUCGGAGAAUCGAGCUGGAGUUACGUGGUGCAGAUCCGCAGAAGGUUACUGAUCUGAUGCUCGAUAACUGUAAUAGUGGAGGCAAGAUCGAAGGACUCACAGAUGACUUUGUUAGUUUGGAAAGAUUAAGCAUGAUCAACACGAGACUCACGAGUCUACAGGAUUUCCCAAAGCUUCCAAAACUACAAAGGCUGGAAUUAAGCGAUAAUGCAAUCAAAAUUAACUUAAAAUUUCUUACCGGAUGUCCGAACCUCACACACCUUAACCUGAGUAACAACAAAAUAUCAACGAUUAAUGCAUUAGAACCUUUGAAAGAGUUACCAAAGCUAACGCACCUAGACUUAUUCCACAAUGAUGUAACACGCCUAACUAACUACAGAGAAGAAGUCUUCAAGUUGUUAACGUCGCUCAAGAGCUUAGACGGGUUCAAGGGAUCAAGUGGGGAUGUAGCGGACAAUUCAAGUCCUUCAGAAGACGAGGAUGAAGAUGGUACAGAAAAUGAGGAAGAUGAGGAGGAUGAAGAAGACGAGGAGGAGGAUGAGGAAGACGAUGCUGUCGUUGAAGAUGUCGACUCGGACGAAGAUUCAGAUGAGGAUGAAGAUGACGACCCAGCUCUUGAUGAUGAGGACGAUGACGAUGAUGAUGACCUCGAUGAUGAAGAUGAUGAUGAAGACGAUGAGGAUGAGGAGGAUGAUGAGGUAGAAGGGAGUGACAAUAUUGGCCUCAACUACUUACAAAAGUCAGACCUGGGGGAUGAUGAUGACGAAGAUGAAGAGGACUACCAACCUGACAAUGAGGUCGAUGUUGACGUCGAUGACGUUGAUGAUGAAGACGAGGAUGAUGAGGAUGAUGAGGAAGGUGCACCAAGGGGAGAGAAGAGGAAAAGGGAUGAUGGCGACGAGGAAGACGACUAGGGGUAGUGGAUAAUGGGGAGGGAGGGGCGGGGGUGUUGAUUGGGGUGGAUAGCAGGUACUGGUACUAAAGAAUAUUUGAGAGAAUCGGGAGAAUCUAUCAUGAACAUUUUCUGCAUAAUGCUGGAAUCUGCUUUGUUCUCGCGUUUGAAGGCGAACAUCCAUUCCAUUUGUUCUAAAUUACUGCGGAUUAAAAAGUUUGAAAUUAUCCAUUCAAUAAAAAAUAAAGUGAUGCAAGACAUUGAGCCAAAUGUGACAAUGAGUCUAGAAGGCCCGGGACAAUGUGGAGACAAUAUUAUCACUUUAAAAGCACGGCCCUUUCCAUCGGAUGUGCUGCAGGAGGUUACUUUUAGCCGGGAUGCAGCACAUUGGCAUCAGAAAUCCGACUCCUGUCUUCAUGUCGCAAAAUUACUAAACAAAUGAUGUAACUUGAGCAACUAGCUGUUGUAUCAGAAUGGUCGCCCUGCUUUCUGCACUACUUCUCAGGUCGUUUCAAAUCUGCACCUAACCUUAUCAGUUAAUUGCAAGCACUUUUAUCAUUUAUUGAUGUGCUGCUGUUAUGUUCAUUGGCUAGGUUUGCCCAUUCAAUAUAUAAGCCUGUAGCUUCUUUACGUAUGUUUUUUGCAAGGUACUUUACAUCAACACAAUCCCAGGGGUCCAGUCAUACAUAGAAGAUGUAAAGCAGAUUUCUAGUAUGUGUAUUGCACAGAAUAUACAAAUCAAAUGUCUAGUAUGGUCUUUGAUGAAUCACAUAAGGCGUAUUGAUGAUGAAUUUAUAUACAUUUAGAGUAAAUUUCUGAACCACUUAAGCAAAUCACAUGACUUAUUCCAGCAUGCUAGUUUUUAAUUCUAAACUGUUAAACAGUCAUUUGAAAAAUAUCAAAACGAAUUUGAUUUAUGAAAUGGAUUCAAGUUUGAUUUAUCUUAACGUCACUACGCAUUUUUGGCAUUAAGAUGUCUCUUGCAUUCCAUCAUGCUUUUGUUUAUUCAUAUUAUUUUUCCUUUUUUUUUCAAGUCGCUACCUGUUUUUAUUAUCUAAAUCAAGACUUUUUCUUGUAUAUUUGUGAUUUUGAUUAAUAUCAUUGUUUGUAUUUUUUUAUAUGUAGCUCCUUGUUUUUGGUUCUAUGAUUCAUAAGAUUUUCUCCGGUAGGAUCGGAAAGUGCUGCACAUGACCAGAGAGAUAAAAUGUACAGUUAGGUUUGUUUGUGGAAUUUCUCAUUUUCGUUUUCCCAAGAAUUUUGCUUCCGAAUGAUGUGCAUACUAAUAUAAAUGUAAAUAAUUGUUGCCCUGUUAAGAGUAUAUCAUUGAGAAACCACACUUUGACUCUCAGAUGCCUGUGUAGCAUUCAAAACUUCUUUUUAAUGCAGUCUUCUUCGCGUAUAACCUUCAACUAUGGAAAUCGAUUGUGUAGUUAGCUCCGAAAUCACUUGUUGGAUUCAGUAUUAUUUUCUUCUAAAGGAAUUGAAAUGUACAUUUCUGUUGUAUUCCCUCCAAAUUGUGCUUGGCAUAUUCCUCAUCAAAAUUAAUGUGUACAAUAAAAAAUGGAAGAGAAAAAAAUAGCAUAUUGUCACUUAUAAAAUACAUCACAGAUCACUCUGUGGAAUGAAUGCCCCAUUUUCUAUAUAUAUUUGAUAAAUUGACCAAAUCACAAUAACUUAACCAGCUUAUAAGUGUGUAAUUACUCAGUUUCCAAAACUGGAAGAUUCGUGUUUAAAAUUUUGUAGUAUUCAUUGAAUGUGCCGAUCAGGACAAUAAGUUUGAAAUGUUUAUCGUAGUACUUGUUAAAAGAAAUCCUUUUAAAAUUGUGUAGAUUUAUAAAGGCAAAGAUGGAAUUGCAGAAAUAAAAUAGAGAAAUUAUAGACUUGUUGGAAAUUUAUCCUACCUGAGCUCUUAUUGGAAGGUAUUUGUGGUAAAUGUCCAAUGCGGCGGAUUGUGAAUGUAAACAAAAAUAAGCGAGGGACAAGGAACGUUGACGAAAUGGGUACUCCAUUUAACAUAUUUUGUAUGUUGCCUUUCUAUCUAUAUUUUUCUCAUGUAUGUGUGGUUUUUUUCUAUUUUAUUCUUUUUGAAAUUAAAAAAAAAUGAAAUGUUUA